AUGGCUGAAGAUAAUUCCUUCACUUAUCAAGAGACUAUUAUUGAGGGCUUUUUAUGUCCUUCGUGUUUUAAACCCUUCAGUGGACCCGAGCUUUUGGAAGUCCACUUUGCUAAAGAACAUUUCCAUAACACUUUGUCUCAUGACCAAUUUCAGAAUUAUGUGAAAGCCCCUGUAAUAGGAAAAAUCCGUAGUCUUACAUCUGAUUUCGACAAACUGCGCCAAGCUCAUGUCGAUCGAACUGCUCUGGAAACAAACCUUCUUCUGAUUAGAUUAGAGAAACUCUCAAACAUUCCUGACAAUCUAGAGACGUCCCAACGUCAUGCUCUUGAACAAAGCAUAGUGCCAUGGAUUGAGGCUAAAGUCAACCUUUGUCCCCGCUGUGGUGCUUCCUUUGGUCUUAGUUGGUCAAAAGACUCUAUUCCCGACGAUUCAACGUCUCCCAUUACCUCCCAUUCUCUCCUCGUCUCUGCUCCUGCCUCUCUUUCCCGUCGGGCCCGCAAGAGUCUGCACAUAGCCUCCAGAUUUGUCGCCACACUCAUCGAUAAUGACCCUGUCUACCGUCGGAUGCACCACUGCCGUCUGUGUGGUCAUAUAAUCUGUGCAGACUGCUCCUUCUUCCUCUCUAAAGAGGAGAUUUCGCAUGUCAUGGAAGCCUGCAAUUGGGCUUGUAGUGAUACUUUAAGAAGCAAGACCGUUCCCGUGGAUAAUCUUCAGCCUAACGAAGGAGGAACCCUCAAGCACAUGCCUCCCUUCUUUUCGAGAGCGACGUCUGUAACCAGUCUGGACAGUGCCGUUCCAAAGCGGAGAGAAGAGAUUCCUAAAUUGCGUAUUUGCGAGGUAUGUAAGUCGGUUUUGGAAGAGAAGAUGCAGCAGAUUGAGGAGAGCAGUGCAACACCGCUGGGUUUUGAGGAGUUUCAGGCGCUGAAACAAGAGAUGGCGAAGGUGACUGAAAAGAUGCCUUUGUUCUCCUCGAUGGCGAACAGUUUAAAUUCGGGUGAAGAGAAGUAUAUCCUAGAGAUUGCCAAGUCUCUGCGUUUGGAGUUGCUUCAGAGUCUGCGAAAGAUUGACGAGAUAGGGAAGGCGAUCGCCAGUCUGGACGUCUCAUUGAGCAGAUCAGCGGCCACGCAGGCCCGCCUAAACCGCACGGUAGGACAGUUCGCGCGGCGCUUUGUGCAGAACAACCUACCCUCAUUGCGGGUCCUCCCUAGUGAGAUGGAGCACCGGCGAUUGGCACAGAAACGCGCCACUGAGUUGGAGUCCAAACGGCAGGAGGUGAGUGCCACUAUCAUUACUACAAAUUCGUUCUUCAAAUGCGUCAAAGUGGUGGCUUUCAGUAUCACUUACCUCGGUCUAGGAGCAUAUUACUACGGCCGUUUGAUGGGCAUAGAUGUAUCCGAUGUCUACCUUGUUACGGUCACAGCAAUAAGGCAUGAAAGAAGGAAUCUGGGUCUACUUCGUGAGGGGAUUGUGGUGGUGUCGUCUGAAGCAGGAUGGAUGCCUUCCUCUAUGCGCAGCGGUGAUUAUUUUGCUGGGGACUCAGUAACGGCGCAGAUGGCAGAGGAGGAAGUGGUGGGGUUCGAUGAGAGUAAUCCUCGCGUCAUCCUGAUGCGUCAGAUGGAUCUGGUGGCAGACUACCUGAUGCAGGCACAAGCCGCACACCGCUCCACUGAGGAGAUCACCAAUCUUGCGCAAAAUCUAGCCGAUCUGGAAAUUGAGCUGACCCGUAUUAGCGCCGCCUCCCCGCAUCACUAUUUGGAGAAUGAGGACUUUCUAGGCGUCGUCCUUCAGGUGCAUCGCGUAAAGCAACUCAAGGGUCCCACUCUGAGCCGACGUAGGGAGGAGCCACGCUCGUCAAGCGGGUGUCGUUAUCAGUGGAAGUGGCCAAGGCUUAAGGGGAACAUCGUCGACGUUGAUGCAACGUCAGUGAGCGAGGGAAAAUUCACCAUUUGCUUGUCCAAACCCAAACUACGUGUCGUCUUUUCUAAGGUAGAGCACUGCUACUUCCGAGUCACUGCAUGUCAGGUUAGUCUGGAUUUGGCGCACCGACUGUGUCACUUUCUCCAUGCUGUGAAGAAUCGAGAAGACGUUGACGUAAGAGCCUUGAACGCCUGUGGUGGAGUCGUAUCUGCCCCGGACCGUGGAGUUGCGAUUGCAGGUACUGCGGCGCUGCCGCCUUUGCUGUCGCGUUUGUGGUGUGGGGGCAGACCGGUUCGUAAGGUGCUUUGCGUCGAGAAACAACUAUUCGAGGUUUCACAGAGUGAUGAAAGGGACAUGAUCCAAAAUACUGCGCUCCAUUGGGCAAUAGCUAACUGUCACAUGGAUUGCGUUGUACUUCUCCUGGACUACGGAAUCCCCUGGAAGCAGCAAAUGAAGAGCUUCGGAGAUGUUGCAGCCACAGAAGUCCUUUUAAAGGCUGGCGACUCUAGCCAAGACCGAGGCAGAGAACUGCACAUAGCUCUUACAAAGGCUGCGUCGAAGGGUCACCCUGAGGUGGCCAAACUCUUGCUUGAUCGUGGGGCCGAGGUCAACCGCUGUGAGGAUAGCAUUGAAGCGCCUAUAUUUGCAGCCAUCAGUAGCGGUAGUUUGGCAGUUUCAAAGCUCUUCAUCGGUUGUUACGUCAACAUGAAGGAGCGAAACGAGGAGGGUAGCACACCACUCAUGGUAGCUGCUCGAAAUGGUGCCACAGCCUUGGUUUCAGUGCUACUUGAUGUCGGCAAGUAG
This is a messenger RNA of Echinococcus granulosus, 2721 nucleotides long. Its product is annotated as Rabenosyn-5. The transcript is spliced from 14 exons. Bases 1 to 2721 code for a protein of 906 amino acids. The record is from RefSeq and is a predicted model, not a curated record. NCBI's taxonomy places the organism in Eukaryota, Metazoa, Platyhelminthes, Cestoda, Cyclophyllidea, Taeniidae. Gene Ontology annotation, molecular function: protein binding; metal ion binding.